Molecule: messenger RNA, 1080 nt
Organism: Pisolithus orientalis
Lineage: Eukaryota; Fungi; Basidiomycota; Agaricomycetes; Boletales; Pisolithaceae
Exons: 5
Coding region: 1-1080 (359 amino acids)
Source: RefSeq, a predicted model, not a curated record
AUGGAACAGCCUGAAGCAUUCCAUGAAGUCCUGCAAUGCAUUGAGGACUACAUCCAUUCUAGUCAUCUAACUGCCAAGGAUGGUACUGGUGAACUCUGUAUACAAUUUAGUGAGGUUCCUGCACUUGUUCACCUCAUCUCUGAACAAUACCCAAAUCUACUGAUGGACAUUGCAAGACUGAAUGAUGAUCAUUCUAUGGACUCCCUUGCAGAUGUGCAUGAGCUAAUUCAAGGCCCAACAAAUCCUGAUACACUAUUUGGAGCAUCACAGAUCCCAAAAAUGAUUCUGUGCAUUGGAUCAAGCAACAAGAUGCUAGCCCAGAUGUUUAUCCAGACACCUCAGUCCCCCAACACAGUGGUGACUGCAUCCCCUACCCAACAAAGUCUGGACAAAGACCACACUAAUUUGGGUGGCUGGGAGCAUGGGGAUGGUAUCUAUGUCACUACCCACCACAAAGAAACUGAGCAGGCCAAACAGAAGAAGCAGAGAUAUGGUGAGUAUGCCACUACCAUGAUUGACAAGGAUAAAAUAAAUUCACAAGAGCAAAGCUUGAAAGACAUUGAAAUAACCCUUAAAGAACUUGAAAGAAAUCUGGUAUCAAGCAAAAAUGACUUCGAGUGGAAGCUACAGGAGGGAUCUAGCUUCUACCAAUGGAUUUCAGAGCCAUUGGGGCAGUUGCUGCUGUCACAAACUUCAGUAGUUAUGCACUUCAAGGCCUUGGAGAACAGCAUGGAAGUCAUCAAGGGUGUGCAAAAUACACACACAGCAUUAUUCCUACAGGCAUUAGCUGGCAUAGACAACCUGUCCCAGGGCAUGACCAACCUUAUGGACCAUGUUCAUGAUGCAGACUUCAUGAUGGAUUCCUUAUGCAAGAUCAAGGCUACCAUUGAUGCUCUUAGGAGUGACUUGGAUUGUUUGAAGGGCUCAUGUCAUGCACUGGAUGUUCAGACCCACACCACCCUAGAAGAAGAGCUGAUGCUUGUCCCAGAUUGUCUUGUCCCCAACCAUCAGGCAGGUGUGGAUAAGAAUAACUGGAGCAAGACUGGAUAUUGGGUAAGUACUGUGAUGCAAUUGAUUUAA